Messenger RNA from Staurois parvus, 306 nucleotides. Lineage: Eukaryota; Metazoa; Chordata; Amphibia; Anura; Ranidae. The record is from the annotation of a GenBank genome assembly.
UUAUGAGGGGUUCCCACCAUCCUUGCCCUGAGUUCCCAGGUCUGUACACCUGCUGUGCCCAUUAUGAGGGGUCCCCACCAUUCCUGCUCCGAGUUCCCAGGUCUGUACACCUGCUGUGCCCAUUAUGAGGGGUUCCCACCAUCCUUGCCCUGAGUUCCCAGGUCUGUACACCUGCUGUGCCCAUUAUGAGGGGUUCCCACCAUCCUUGCACUGAGUUCCCAGGUCUGUACACCUACUGUGCCCAUUAUGAGGGGUUCCCACCAUUCCUGCUCUGAGUUCCCAGGUCUGUACACUUGCUGUGCCCAU